AUGGAGGGCGAAAGAAGCAACUUCUUCAAGGUAUGCGUCGCAAUCUUUGUAUCACUUUCCUAUUGCUAUGGAGUUGGUAAAACAGUCUCAAAAGGCACCAAAAGACUCCUCUCUGUUCUCCCAAUAGUCUUCCUCUUUCUCUUUCUUCCUCUCUCUCUCUCCUCCAUAAAUUGCGGAGGCAUAACUGGAUUCUUCAUUUCAUGGCUCGCCAACUUCAAGCUUUUGCUCUUCGCUUUUGGCAAAGGCCCUUUAAUAGACAAUUCAAACUCAACAAGUAUAUUUCCCCUUUGGCGUUUCAUUGCUUAUGCUUGUUUCCCUAUUGAGAUACGACAUAAAAACCCACUUCAAAAAACAACAUCUAGACAAGUCCAAAAGUGGCUUCUUAUCUAUGUAAUAAAAGUAUUGCUUUUGGCCAUCCUAGUACUUCGUUUCUCGGACUACGAAAAUUACAUGCAUCAAAAAGUGGUAUUAUUUCUUUAUUGCCUCUACGUUUACCUCGUUCUUGACAUCAUCCUAGCCACAACCUCAGCCGCGGCUCGAGCCAUUUGGGGGCUAGAUCUCGAGCCACAUUUCAACGAGCCAUACCUCUCUAGCUCACUACAAGACUUUUGGGGCCGAAGAUGGAACCUCAUGGUGGGCCGUGCACUGCGGCCCGCGGUGUAUGAGCCCACCCUAGGGUUGUGGGCUGGUCUAGUGGGACGCAAGUGGGCCCCCAUCCCCGCGGUUCUUGGCACGUUCGCGGUUUCGGGCCUCAUGCAUGAGCUCAUUUUCUAUUAUUGGGCCCGGGUGUGGCCCACCUGGGAGGUCACGCGGUUCUUCCUCCUUCAUGGCACGUGUUUGGCAGCGGAGAUUGCCGUGAAGAAGGCAGUUGGCACCACCAAGUGGUGGCCACCGAGGGCGGUGACGGGUAUUUUGGCAGUAGGCUUUGUGAUGGAGACUUGCUUUAGGAUGAUGUUCCCCCAGGUCCUGAGGUGUAACGCUGAUGUGAGGUUGCUGGAAGAGUAUGCUGCAAUUGGUGCUUUUUUAAGAGGCGUCGCUAAAAAUUUAGCGUUGAUUUUUAGCUAG
Messenger RNA from Morus notabilis, 1065 nucleotides. RefSeq names its product acyl-CoA--sterol O-acyltransferase 1-like. The coding region runs from base 1 to 1065 and encodes 354 amino acids. NCBI's taxonomy places the organism in Eukaryota, Viridiplantae, Streptophyta, Magnoliopsida, Rosales, Moraceae. Gene Ontology annotation, biological process: lipid metabolic process. The record is from RefSeq and is a predicted model, not a curated record. The transcript has 2 exons.